Brassica oleracea var. oleracea is the source of this 507-nucleotide messenger RNA. Its product is annotated as malate dehydrogenase [NADP], chloroplastic-like. Bases 1 to 507 code for a protein of 168 amino acids. NCBI's taxonomy places the organism in Eukaryota, Viridiplantae, Streptophyta, Magnoliopsida, Brassicales, Brassicaceae. Gene Ontology annotation, molecular function: L-malate dehydrogenase (NAD+) activity. The transcript is spliced from 3 exons. Gene Ontology annotation, biological process: malate metabolic process; oxaloacetate metabolic process; tricarboxylic acid cycle. The record is from RefSeq and is a predicted model, not a curated record.
AUGGCCAUGUCUGAGCUUUCAACCCCCAAAACGACGUCGCCUUUCCUCCGCUCUUCGUCUCAGCUUCGCCUCUCCUCCAAGUUGCAUCUUUCAAACCAGUUUCGCCAUCUUCUUCUUCCUCCACCUCUCCACACAACUUCCAUCUCCAAAUCUCUUGCUCUGUUUUCUCAGAAUAGCCAAGCACCUGUCGCGGUUCAAGAAAAUGGGUCGGUGAAGACGAAGAAAGAGUGUUAUGGAGUGUUCUGCCUCACCUAUGACCUCAAAGCUCUUGCUUCAGGUUCAGUGUUAGGACCAAACCAGCCCAUUGCUUUGAAACUUCUUGGAUCAGAGAGAUCAAUCCAAGCCGUCGAAGGUGUUGCAAUGGAGCUGGAGGAUUCCUUGUUCCCCUUGUUGAGAGAAGUUGAUAUAGGAACAUAUCCAUAUGAAGUGUUUCAAGAUGUGGACUGGGCUCUUCUGAUUGGUGCAAAGCCUCGAGGACCUGGAAUGGAACGUGCUGCUUUGUUCUGA